AUGUUCCGCAACCAAUACGACAACGAUAUCUCGACCUGGUCGCCACAGGGUCGUCUCCACCAGAUUGAAUACGCCCUCGAGGCCGUCAAGCAGGGUUCUGCCUCGGUCGGCCUCCGGUCCAACACCCACGUCGUCCUCUUGGCCCUGAAGCGUUCCUCGGGAGAAUUGGCUUCGCAUCAGCAAAAGUUGUUCAGGAUCGACAACCAUAUGGGUAUUGCUAUUGCCGGUCUUGUCUCAGACGCGCGUGUUCUGAGCAAUUUCAUGAGAACCGAGUGCAUGAAGUCCAAGAUGAUGUACGACCGCCCCAUGCCCGGAAGCAGACUUGUCUCUUUGAUUGGCGACAAGGCACAGAUUAACACUCAAAACUAUGGACGUCGCCCUUACGGUGUCGGAUUGUUGGUCGGAAACUACGAUGAGGACACUGGACCCCACCUGUACGAGUGCUUGCCCAACGCCAACUGUCUGGAAUACUUUGCCGUCAGCAUUGGCGCCAAGAGCCAGAGUGCAAAGACAUACCUCGAGAAGUUUGCAAAGGACUUUGGCGAGAUUGAUGUCGAUGCUUUGAUUAUGCACGGUCUUCAUGCCUUGCGCGAGACUCUUCAGCAGGACAAGGAGCUCAACAUCAACAACUGCUCGAUCGGUGUUGUUGGAAAGGGACAGGACUGGCACGUGGUUGAGGGCGACCGCUUGAAGGCCUACUUGGAUCAAUUAGAGUCUGGCGUUGCCCCUGCUGCAAGCGCAGAGGACUUGCCCCAGGGAGAGGCCAUGGACACCGAGUAA
Messenger RNA from Linnemannia hyalina, 780 nucleotides. The record is from the annotation of a GenBank genome assembly. NCBI's taxonomy places the organism in Eukaryota, Fungi, Mortierellomycota, Mortierellomycetes, Mortierellales, Mortierellaceae.